AUGAUUGCUACACCCUUGAAACAUACAGAAUUUCACUUAUCUUCAGAGACACCGUCUCAUAGGAAAAAUACGCCUAUGCAUGCAGUCCUAUUUGAUAACAUUCCUUCAGGCACACUUACUCCUAUGAAAGAUUUGGUGAGAUAUCAGAACUCCUCUUCAAAAUUGGUUAGCCAUAAGAAGAACAAGUUCCUAGAAAAGAGAGAUUUUGAUAAUAAAAGCAGACUACAAUCAACCAUGCUGGCAGAGGGCAUCGCCUCCAACAGUUUUCUUGAUAUCAGUGUUAUAAAACCCAACAGGGAUGAAUUAAAAAAUAAAGCAAAAUAUGAAACACCAGAAAAAGCAUUUCAAAGAAUGAAAGAAAAAGUACUGCGUGAAAAGCAAGACCAACUAUCCAGAAAGCAAGACCAAGUAUCCAGAAAUCAUUUAUUGAAGACACCAAUAAGUGAAAAUAAUAAAAUUAUCACUCCUAAUAAAGCUGAGAAAAGAAUAUUGCAGCAUACCUACCUUUGUGAAGAAAAGGAGAACAGAUCAUUACAAUCAGGUAAUAGUUCUCUAAAAAGCUUACUCCAAAAAGUUCCUCUAGAACCAUCAAGUAAUUUCCUUUCUGCCAAGCAAAAGAUUGAAUGUCAACAGCAAAAAAAAUCACCUCUUCAUAAUUUAACUUACGAGCUUUCAAAUCUGAACCCAGAACACGAUAAAGUUUCGGCUGUAGGAGUUUCCAACAAGGCUUUAACUAGAGCUCAGUUUGCUAAACAAAUUCUUCAUUCAAAGGAGAACACAGUUGCAACCACUGAGCUCAAAAAGAAUACAUUUGUUUUAGAAAGUGUUGAUUCUGUCUGUGAAAAAUCCCCAAAUAAUACUGUUCAGACUCUGAACACUAAUUCUGUUUCUGUGGAAAAUGGAGUUGAAUCAGUGGUUUCUGAAAGCAAUGUGACAACAGAAGGGGUUUCACUACAGAAAAUUAUGAAAGAAAAUGAGAAAAGAAAACCUGGGAAGACUGAUCUUCCAAGUACUGUGAAUGAUACAUGUAAAAUUGUGCUUGCAAAUCCAAGAUGUAAUAUAAAAAUUCCUGCAAAGUCAAAAAGAAAUGCCGCACAGCUUUCUCCUCCAAGUAUUAUUACAAAUGGAGUUACAAAUAAUAAGGUAGUCCAGCUAAAAGAAUGGAUAAUUAAAGUCAUCAAUAAUAACACUGCUAUAUGUGUAGAAGGAAGAUUAAUAGACAUCACUGACAUGUAUUGGCACAGUAAUGCUAUUAUAGAACGAAUUGAGUACAACAAAGUUAGGACUCUUUCUGGCAAUAUUUAUAUAUUAAAAGGAAUCAUAGACAAGAAUGCCAUGAGAGAAGAAGGAUAUCCAAAUUAUCUAAUAAGGAAGUUUAUGUUUGGAUUUCCAGAAAAAUGGGAAGAGUACGUUGAUAAUUUUCUAGGAAAAUUAAGGAUGUGUGAAAAGAAAGGAGGAAAGACACAACAAAAGCAGAAAACUGGAAGAUUUGUUUCUGACACUCGGGAAUCAGUGAAAAAUGGGACAGGAGAAAACCAAUCAGCUGUGCUCCAGAGAGCCCACACCACUUAUGAUCUUGAUUGUGAUCAUUUGGAACAGAAGAAUUGUAUGCCAAGUAGGUUGCCAGGAAGUCCAGAAUUAAAUGUUUGCUGUAAAAAUCAUCAGACUAAACCAGUAAUGCUCUUGGGUGAUCAGAUCAAUAAUACUGUUCAAAAUAGAGAAGAAUAUGACUUAUCUGAUCAGGAAUUACUUAGGAAAAAGAAAUCUCAAACUUUGUCUUCAAAUAAACUCAGAAAUCAUGAAAGAAAAACAGAUGAAAGGAUAAUUAAAAGUCAGAGGCAAGAGUACUCUGACGACUUAAAUAUGACCAUGGAUAUUCUAACUUCAAGGGUACAGUGUUUCUCAGAUAAAGGAAGGAAAGAUUUGACUGUUAAUCAUAAGGAAGCUUAUCUUUUAGUAACACCACUUAAAUCUAAGAAGAUGAUAGAGCAAAAGUGCAGAAAGUAUAAUCUGUCCUCUAACACCAUGAAAGCACUUACAGAUUUUGUACUACAAAAAGACAACAAAAAGGAGCAUCAAAAUGAAAACAAAUCAGACUUAAAAGAAACUGCAAGUUUGGUCAGUAAGUCCAAGACUCAAAACACAUUUAUGUAUAGCAUGGGACAUAAACAUAAAGAUAAGGAAGAGAGCGGCAUACGUGAUAUUCUCACUAUUGAGCAGAAUGUAACAAUAUCCUCUGAUCAACGAAAAAAUACAGUGUACUUAUCAAAAUCAGAGAAAACUGAAAAUCAGUCUACUGAAGAGAGAGAAACUGAAAAGGAAAUUCCAAGGAGAACUGGGGUUAUUAAAACCAGAGAAAGGAGUAGCAAAAAUACAUAUAAAGUUCACCUGAGAAACACAACACAUGCUACAAAGAAAAUCUCGGUGCUAUCUGAAUCUGAAACUGAAGAAUGUGAAAAUGAAGAACAUAUUAAACAAAAGAAAGCUAGAUAUUCUGCCAAAGAAACUCUUCAGAAAUCUUGUAUUACAAAUACAUUUCCAGUCAGUAAACUCACAAACUGUGAUAAGACUAAUAGACAUUCCUUAGAAUGUUCAUCUGGUGUAAAUCAGAAUGAGAAAUGGAAUGAAAAGGAAUUACAGAAACUUCAUUGUGCUAUUGCAUCUCUUCCAAAGCACAAACCUGGUUUCUGGUCAGAUGUAUCAAAGGCUGUAGGCUCUCGAUCUGCUGGAGAUUGCCAGAGGAAAUACACCGAAGAUUCCCAAAGAAAAGGAUCGAAGAAACAAGUCACUGAGAAAAGGCCAGUCAACCUCAAGGGCCAAAAAGGCAAGAAAGCUGAUGCUGAUAAGAAGCAAACUAUUGCGAUAACUGCUAAAGUGGGAACACUUAAAAGGAAGCAGCAGAUGAGGGAUUUUCUGGAACAUAUGCCAAAAGAUGACCGUGAUGAUUUUUUCAAUGCAACUCCUUUACAAAAUAAACGAGUACUGUUACCAAGUUUGCAGGGUAGUCUAGAAGAGGAUGAUAUUCUGCCAGAAAUGGACGGAAAUUCAACAUCUCCAUCAUCAAUUAUCUUUCCAUUGGCAAAAACUCCUACAUGUCAGCAUGUCAGUCCUAGUAUGCUAGCCACUGUAAAGAGGGGUGAUUGUGAUAAAUAUGUUUUUCACAUGCAAAAAACUCAUAAAAAUAAAGGUGGCAUUGUCUGGGGCAAUGUCAAGAAAAAAACAGUUGAAACCGGUUUUUCAGCACCCAGAAGAAAAACCAUAUUUAAUAAAGAAUUGGGAGAAAACUCUGGCAUUGGAAAACUUUUCACGGAUGCUAUGGAAUCUUUAGAUGAAGAGGAGAAAGAUUAUUAUUUUUCAGACUCUGAUUCUACACAGUAAAAAUGGAUAUAUAGCUACAGUUUUCACUCAAGAAGCAAUGUAACUGUCUCUUUACUUGAAGUAAAUACACGUGUUUUGAAAUUUUGCUUUUAUAUCAGAUUACUGCUGUAUGAUUUGCAAAAGUUCAUAUUCCCAUGAUGUAGUUUCAAUUGAAACUGAUUUCCUCUCAUAGUCUUUGUAUUAUUGUAAGAUAACUUCC
Messenger RNA from Sorex fumeus (smoky shrew), 3577 nucleotides. It is a transcript of the gene MIS18BP1, whose product is annotated as MIS18 binding protein 1. The transcript is spliced from 16 exons. Lineage: Eukaryota; Metazoa; Chordata; Mammalia; Eulipotyphla; Soricidae. The record is from RefSeq and is a predicted model, not a curated record. Bases 1 to 3378 code for a protein of 1125 amino acids.